AUGCCCGUCGAAGUCAUCCUCAACACGCCUCUAGCGGACCGUCUCAACACGGCCAUCCAGCCGAAGCUGGUCGAGGUCGGAUGGGGAUCCGGCGGCUCCGACGACUCGGCCCUCGCCGAAUACAUCGUUCUCAUGCUCGUCAACGGCAAGACGCAAGACCAGAUCGCCGCCGAGCUCUCCGGCGAGCUGUUGGGCCUGCCGGCCGACGACCCGGUCGUGCGCCAGUUCGCCGUCUGGCUCUUCGAGCAGAUUGACAGCCUCAACGCCCAGCUGAACGGUGGCCAGGCCGCAGGCGGCGAUGCCGUCAUGGAUGCGCCGCAGGACGUGUCCAUAAUGGACGACGUGGACACGACCAUGAUGACGACGGACGCUCCCGAACCCCAAGUACCGACAGGUCCGCGGUCGAUGAGGAACGCAAACGCAAACGGAAACGUCCGCGGCGGCCGCGACAAGCGUGCCAUGGGACAGUCGAACAGGGCCACGGACAGGCCCCACGACGGCGCCCUGCACCGGACACGAGGCAACGACAGAAUCAACACGCACGGGCGCGCGGCCCCCACGGGUCCCAGAAACGGCCGGCCGAUGCGGCAACAAAACGUCAACGGCCGCGGCGGGGGCAUGCAAGCCGGCCCGAGCCAAGGAGUCCCUCCCGGCGGCUGGAUGAUGCCCGGGCAGCCGUCGAACCAGAUGGAGCUCAUGGCGAUGCUCGAGCAGCAGAACAAGAUCAUGUACCAGCUCUCGCAGCAGCUCAUGUCCAACGGCGGCGGCGCCAACGGCGGGUACGGCCAGCAACGACGCGGCGGCAAGCAUCAGUUCGACCGGGGCUCCGACGGCCACCAACAACGGAAGAAUGCUCGCCAGCACCAGCACCAGCACCAGCAGGCCGCCGGGGCCAAGGCGUCCGAGGACGUCGACAUGUCGGGCGGCCAGGGCGAGGCCGCCAACCCGGACGAGUCGGUGUGCAAGUACAACCUGCGCUGCACCAACAAGGAGUGCAAGUUCGCCCACCAGUCGCCGGCGGCGCCGGUGGGGGCGCCCGUCGACGUCGCCGACACGUGCAGCUUCGGCGCCGCCUGCAAGAACCGGAAAUGCGUCGGCCGGCACCCGUCGCCGGCGGCGAGGCUCGCCCACCAGGGCGAGCAGGACUGCAAGUUCUUCCCCAACUGCCAGAACCCGCGAUGCCCCUUCAAGCAUCCGUCGAUGCCCAUGUGCCGAAACGGGCCGGGCUGCUCGACGGCCGACUGCAAGUUCACCCACGUCAAGACCAAGUGCAGGUUCAACCCGUGCCUGAACCCGACCUGCGUCUUCGCCCACGACGCGGGGCAGCACGGAGGCUUCCGGGACAAGGUCUGGACCGCCGAGUCGGGUGGCGAGCACGUCAGCGAGCGCAAGUUUGUCGACGACGACGCGCCCGUCGAGCAGGUCACCCCCGGCCAGGGCGGGCAGGAAGCCCCGACGACGGGAGAGCACGACGGCCAGGUCAUGGUCUAG
Drechmeria coniospora is the source of this 1491-nucleotide messenger RNA. RefSeq lists its product as uncharacterized. Gene Ontology annotation, cellular component: cytoplasm; nucleus. The record is from RefSeq and is a predicted model, not a curated record. Gene Ontology annotation, molecular function: poly(A) binding. Gene Ontology annotation, biological process: regulation of mRNA stability. The transcript has 2 exons. Lineage: Eukaryota; Fungi; Ascomycota; Sordariomycetes; Hypocreales; Ophiocordycipitaceae. The coding region runs from base 1 to 1491 and encodes 496 amino acids.